Messenger RNA from Aphidius gifuensis, 4643 nucleotides. RefSeq lists its product as uncharacterized. The record is from RefSeq and is a predicted model, not a curated record. NCBI's taxonomy places the organism in Eukaryota, Metazoa, Arthropoda, Insecta, Hymenoptera, Braconidae. The coding region runs from base 910 to 4590 and encodes 1226 amino acids. Gene Ontology annotation, molecular function: calcium ion binding. The transcript is spliced from 8 exons.
UUCCUUCCUUCCAACAUGAACAACAAGUGGUAGGUACCAGUUGUGACUUUGUGAGAGUGUAUAGUAUAACAAACCAGUCAUUUAUAUAUAUAUUUUUUUAUAUACAUUUUUUUGUGCCCCUUUACCUGACUUUAUCAUAGGUGUAUUUUGUGUCUGUGUUGAAUAAAUUCAAAGUGGGGAAAAGGUGCAUGUUAUGGAGGGUAAUCCUUCUGGCAAAUGCCUAUGGCCAUAGUAUAUUCCAAUAUUUCAGUGCAAUAACCACGACGCUGUUCAAGUUGAAUUUUUCAAAAAUAUUAAAUAAAUAUAUCAUAAAUUUAUAAAAUAUAUUUUCAUUUUUAUAAAUAUAAUUGUUUAACUAAAAAACAAAAAAAAUUCAACAAGUGUUUUUUCUAAUAACUCCAAAAUAUAGUGAUGAUUUUUACUUUUUUUAAAUUUCAUUUGUUAUUUAAUUAGCAAUUAAUUAAAUUAAUAAUUUUUUAAAUUUAUUAUGGAAAUAAAUAUAACUGGUUUUAAGGAUUGAAAAAAAAACGGAGGUUUUUUUUUCUUUUUUAUAAAAGUGGGUCAAUCGUUUCAAGAGCAAAGACCCGCUGAGUUCAGUGAGACACAUACAAUCUGUUCACAUGUACACGCAAUUAUUGUGAUAAUAUAUUAAAAACAAAAAAAAAUAAAUAAUAAGUUAAGUUUUUUAAAAUUUUCAUAAUGCAGAUUUAUGAUGGGUUUAUGUGUGAUGAUGGUGCAAGUGUAUUUAUUAAAAUUAAAAAUUGACAUUGGACCAAGAAGAAUCAAGUCCAUCAAGAGUCAAUGAAGAUGGCGGCAGUUGGAUAGAUAUUGAAAUAAAAAAAAAUAUAUAUAUAAAAUUUUAAAAUAUAUAAUUUGUUAUAAUAUUUACACAACAAUAACAUUAUUGUGAUGAUAAUUAAUAUUUUUAAGUUUGUUAAAAAUAAAAAUAUGAAGGGGAAUAAAUUUUUACAAUUUUAUGUUGUCACUUUGUUGCUACAUAUAACAAGUUCAACUACAAUUCAAAAUGAACCAACAUCAUCAAAAUCAUCAAAUGAUGAUGUACAACUCAGUGCAAGUUCAUUUACACCAGAAAAAACUAAAGAUUAUAAUAAUAAAAAUAUAAAUGAUGUUAUGAAUAAUUUUGCAACAUCAAAAAUACCAUUUUUAUUAGAAAGUUCAAAAAAUUUUGAUAUUAAUUAUGAUAGUCAAUCAGAUAUUUCACUUGAUGAACAAGCAACAGCAUCAAAAAAUGUUAAAGAUAUUGAUGAAAAUAAUAUUGAAAGUAAACCUGGUGAUUAUUUUGAAUUUUCAACAACAACAACAACUGAAUUGUCGGGGGAAGGGCAGGGGGCUCUGCAAGUACACUUGAACUUGUCGGAGCCCCAACAGCCGGUUGGAUUACUCCAACAAAAACGGCAUGGACGUCAAGAAAUACCGAGGAUUUAUAAUAAUCGUGAAAUUGAAUCAAGUAUGCAAACAGUACCAUCAAAUAGACAAGCUAAUCCUGAUAUACAAGAUAUUAUAACUGGAAUUGUUAAAUUACUUAAUGGUAAUGUUAAUGUUGCUGUUAAUACUGUUCGUCCAUUAAAGCCAAUUCAAGCAACCAGAAUAAAUAAUAGAGGACCACCAAGACUAUCUGAUCUUCCACAAUUACCACAAGAUUUUAAUACACCUGGUAUGAAUCCACCACCUCCACCACUAGCACCAGAACAUCCAUAUCCAUUUGAAAAACCACCACCAGAAAGACCAUUAAUUAAUCAACUUCCACCAGCACCAGAAAGACCAUCAAUGCGACCAUAUGUAAAUGGAAUACCAAUUCAAGAAACAACUGUUUCAACAAAUACUAAUCGUCCAUGGACAAGACCAUAUCAUACAACUAAUAGACGUCCACGUCCACCAUUUAAACCACUACCAAAUCACAAUACAAAUAUAACAAUUGAAAAAAAUGAAUUUACAACAUCACUAUCAACUGAUUUAUCAACAAAUAGUGAUUUAUCAACAGAAAUUUUAAAUGAAACAAUUAUGGAAGUUACAAAAAAACCACCAAAAUAUCAAUCACCAUUAAAACAAGAUAAAAUAAAUAAAGAUAAUACAUUGAUACUUGGUGGUGGUGAAAUUCAACCAAUUCCAAUUCCAAUUGGAACAAUAAAACCACAUGAAAAUAUAAAUGAUAUUAAUCAUAAAAUUCAAGAAUCAAAAUUAAAUACAAAAGAAUUAUCAUCAACAGCAACAACAACAACAACAUCAACAACAACUUCAAAAAUUGAAACAACAUCAUCAAUUUUAAAUAUACAAUCAACAAGAAGUACUAUUGAAAUUCAACCAUCAAUUGUAUAUCUUGAAAGUACAACAGAUAAUAAUAAAAAUUCAUUAAUAAGUUCAUCAAUAACUCCAUUGACAAUAAUUGAAACAACAAAAUUAUUAGAACCAAGUAAAAUAAUUGAAGAAACAAAUGAUAAAAUAAAUAUAUUUUCAUCAAUACCAACUGAAGAAUUACCAAUAAAAUAUCAAACAUCAUCAUCAACAACAACAUCAACAACAACAGCAGCAGCAACAACAACAACGAUAUUAAAUAAAGUUGAAAGACCAAUUCAACGUCCAACAUCUAUGACAACAUAUCAAAAGCCAACAUUACAAAAUUCAUAUUCUCAAUAUCGUCCUCGUCCAGGAAUUGUUCUAGAUGAUACAUUAGAUUAUACAAAAUCACAAAGUCAUGCAACACAAAGACCUUUUAAUCCACCUCGACAUCCACAAAUUGGUGAUAUAUUUGAUGUAACAGUUUCAGCAAUUCAAGGACCAGGAGGUGGAGGAGGUAAUCAAAAAGAUAGUGUUAGAGUAUCUGUUAAUCAAGGCACUGCUGAUGUUAUAGUAACAUCAGCUGUUGAAGGACAAAAAUAUGUUAGUAUUGAUGGUAAAAGAACAUAUCUAAAUUUAUUUGAUGGCAAUAAUAACAAUGAUGAAACAUCAUUACCAACACAAAUACAAAUACAACCAAGUCAUACACAAGAACCAGCUAUUAUUGGAACUGGUCAUGUUGUACCACAGCUAGAUGUACAAUCAUCAUCAUCAUCAUCAUCACAAAGACCAAAUUUACCAGCAAAACGACCAACAUUUCAUCGUCGUCCAACACAACCACCAGUUAGAAUUGAUACAUGUAUUGUUGGUGAUACAAGUACUUGUGAUAUAAGUCAACAUGAAGCAUGUGCAACUGUACAAGGUGUAUCAGCAUGUCAUUGUAAACCAGGUUUUGCACGUAUAAUACAUACAUUACCAUGUAAAAGAGUUGUUAGUAUUGUUGUAUCAAUAAGAAUUGAUCGUAUAUAUGAUCGUGAUGUUGUAUGGAAUAAUGAACUUGAUGAUAAAGAUUCUGAAUCAUAUCAAGUUAUUGCAUUUGAAUCAAAUAAAGCAAUUGAAUCAGCAAUGUCAAUGACACCAUUUUCUGAUGAAUAUAUGGGAUCAUUUAUAAAUAGUAUUUAUCAUGGUGAUGUUAGCCAAGGACAAGGUGGUGUAUUUGUUAAUGCAACACUUAAAUUAACAUAUGAAUCAAGAACAGCAAGACCAUCACUUGCUGGUGAAUUACAAAAACAAUUACUUGGUGUUAUACAUAGACGUUAUAAUAAUUUUGGUGAAAGUGCUGUUUAUGUUAAUUCACCAGCUGGUUCAAUAUCAAAUCUUCAAGAUUUAGAUGAAUGUGCAUCAUCAGAAUUAAAUGAUUGUCAUUCAUCAGCAAUUUGUACAAAUACAUGGGGUGGUUUUAAUUGUGUAUGUAAAUCAGGAUUAAAAGAUCCACAUAAAGAUGAUAAUGAUAAAUCAGGAAGAAAUUGUUUAUCAUGUCCAUCAUCAUAUUGUAGUAAUCGUGGUAUUUGUUCUUAUCAAGGAAAUGAAAUGCAAUGCACAUGUACUGGAAAUUAUUAUGGUGAAAAAUGUGGUGUAGAUGGUGAAGUAUUGGCUGUAUCAAUUGGUGCUUGUGUAUCAGCAUUAAUAAUCAUAGCACUAACUGUAAUUUGUUUAGUUAUGUGGAGCCGAAGAUGGUCACGUGAACAAAAAGCACUUGGUUCACCAGUAUAUGGUUAUAUGCAAGGUGGUAUACCAGGUACAUUACCAAAUACACUUGCACGUGUUGGAUCAAUGGGUACACUUGCAUCAAUAAAACAAGGUCCACCAGGUAAUUUGCCACCUUACAUGUGGGGACAUAUUGCUGAUCAUAUGGCAACAGCAAAUUUAUAUGCUGCUGAACCAAUGGGACCAACACGACCAAGUUCAGCUGUAUUUGGUUAUCCAACAAUGAGUAUGCAUGGUACAUUACCACCAGUACCAUUACCAAGACUUCAAGCACCACCAAGACCAAGACAAAGACAUCAACCUGAACCAGAUAGUUCAGAUUCAGAACCCAUGGAUAAAGAUAGAGCUGAUCUUAUUCCACAAAAUAAUGGAUUUCAUGUGCCUAGACCAAAGUCAAGAUCAUCCUUGGCAAAUCAAAGUGAAAUUUAUUAUGAUGUUCAAUAUGAUCAGGGUGAUGCUCAUCAUCUCUCCAAAAAUAAUAUACCAAUGUCAACUUACAGCAUGGCAAGACCGUAUUACAGAACGUAAUUUAUCAAAAAUAAAAUAAUAAAUUACAAUAAUAUAAAAUAAAAAUAAUAAAA